AAAAAAUAUUAAAACAGUUCCUGUAGCUAAGAGAGAGUCCUUAAUUAAGGGAAUCAAGGACCAAGUCCUUAGUGUGCUGGCAAUUUAAUUUCCUUCCUUUUUGUCUCUGAUAAUUAGCAGAGCACAUCGUCUCGUUGAAUUCAUUCCAUAUAAUUUGAGCAUAAUCCAUCCUUCUUCAUCAAUCAUCAUCAUCAUCACCAAGCCAAAGCCGAAGGUACUACUCUCUCUCUCUUUCGCUCGUUUUUUUUUAAGAAUGAUGAGCAUCGAUGGGAAGUUGGAUGCUAUAACUCCUUCUGAAGAAAGAACUGAAGAUGAAGCAGAGAGAGGAAGAGAGGAAACGCAAGGAAGAGGAAAAAGCCAAACAAGGCAGCGCAGACGACAAAACCAAAGGAAAUUGAAACCAAGGUUCCGGAGAAGGACAUUCCAAAAGACAAUAAUUAGUUGUGUCUCAGAGAUGCAAGGAGCUUGGAAUCACCUCAAUGCACGUGAAGCUCCGUGCCACUCGUGGAAACAAGACCAAGACACCUGGUGCUGGUGCUCAGAGGAUGUUACUCCAAUCCCAAUAGACAGUACUCGCCGAAAGAGUGGUAGAAGAGGAAGGAGGCUCUGAGAGAUGUCCAUCAUCCAACAUCAUAACCAAAUCCAUAUCUUCAAUCAAUAUCCACCACUUUGGUUAGAUUUUCUGUCUCCCCUGCUUUUGUUUCACAUUCUCAUUAGUGACAUGAGCUUGAACCUUGUGUUGUUGACUUUAUUAUUUUUUUGGUGUUCAUAUAAAAGUUCCAAAGUUCUAGGAAAACUAUGCAUGGAUGUACACAUAUAUACACAUAAAAAUUCCAAAGUUCUAAGAUU
Messenger RNA from Raphanus sativus (radish), 849 nucleotides. RefSeq lists its product as uncharacterized. Bases 254 to 610 code for a protein of 118 amino acids. Gene Ontology annotation, cellular component: ribosome. Gene Ontology annotation, biological process: translation. The record is from RefSeq and is a predicted model, not a curated record. Gene Ontology annotation, molecular function: structural constituent of ribosome. Lineage: Eukaryota; Viridiplantae; Streptophyta; Magnoliopsida; Brassicales; Brassicaceae. The transcript has 3 exons.